Messenger RNA from Adineta ricciae, 1386 nucleotides. The record is from the annotation of a GenBank genome assembly. Lineage: Eukaryota; Metazoa; Rotifera; Eurotatoria; Adinetida; Adinetidae.
AUGCCAGCAGAAAUACAAAAAUCUCACUGUGUUAAAUGCGGAAAAGAAAGAUUCACGUCGACGUGUUCUGGUUGUUUACAAGAUUUUUGUUUCGAUCAUUUGACAAUGCAUCAGCAAGAAUUGAAUCGUCAACUGGAUCAUUUAGAAUUGAAACGUGACCUUUUUCAAGAAACGUUUAACGACGAAAUUAAUUUACCGGAUAAAUAUUCUUUAAUUAAGCAAAUUGAACAAUGGGAAGAAAAAUCAAUCGAGUUAAUUCAUGAAACAGCAAAUCAAUGUAAAGAGAUUCUGUUUAAACAUACCAAUGAAUAUUUUCAUCAAAUCGAUAUUUGUUUUAUGAAACUAACUGAACAGUUGAGGAAACUUCGACAACAAAAUGAUUUUAACGAAAUCGAUUUGAAUUAUUUCAAAGAUAAACUUAAAAAAUUACAACAACAAUUCGAUCGUUCACCAAAUAUUUACAUUCAACAACAUCCGACCGAAUUUAUCAGUCAAAUUUCUGUUUUAGCUUCUUUUGGAAAAUUUGUUCCAUCAUUGAGAAUCGCAAAUAAUAGUCGAUGGAAAGAAUUUGGGGCAACGGUCGCUGGUGACAUUGAAGACAAUAAUGAAUUACAUUCUCCUUAUGGACUCUGUAUUGAUGAUAAUUAUGGAACAGUUUAUAUCGCUGAUUGUGGAAAUCAUCGAAUCAUUGAAUAUAAAUGUGGAAUUAAUGGUGAAGUGAUUGUGGGAGGCAAUGGCGAGGGAAAUCGAAUGGAUCAAUUAAAUUAUCCAACGGAUGUUAUUCUUGAUAAAAGAAAUGAUUCAUUAAUUAUUUGUGACUAUCGAAAUUGUCGCGUUGUUCGAUGGUUUCGUGGAGACGAAAGAAAUUUCGAGACAAUUAUUUCGAAUAUUAAUUGUUGGGGAAUAACAAUGGAUAAUAAUGGUGAUCUUUACGUUUCAGAUUGGAAAAAUAAUGAAGUUAGAAAAUGGAAACAAGGCAACUUAGAAGGAGUCAUUGUUGCGGGAGGAAACGGAGAAGAUUAUUCAAUUUAUAUUUCCGAUACGUUGAACCAUCGGGUAGUGAAAUGGUUUAAAAAUUCUACUGCCGGAAUUGUUGUUGCAGGCGGGCGUGGGCCGGGAAAUCAUCUGCAACAGUUGUCUUUUCCACGUGGAAUUAUUGGGGAUCAUUUAGGUAAUAUUUAUAUUGCUGAUUCAGGCAAUGAUCGCGUCGUACGUUGGCUAAAAGAUGCACGUCAAGGUACAAUCGUUGUUGGAGGCAGUGGAAAAGGAAAUGAUGCUGAUCAAUUUAAUAGUCUCAAAGGAAUUACAUUCGAUCGGCAUGGGAAUCUGUUUGUCGCUGAUAAAGAUAAUCAUCGAGUACAAAAAUUCGAUAUUCAAUACGAAUAA